UUGGUGGAGGAAUGCUUGUCACCUACUCCUUUUAGUUUCCACUCUUUUCCUCAACUUCUUGACAACUCUUUCCAGUUUACCCUAUAGAAAAAAGAAAAAUCCACAAGUCACAAUCUUUUUUCACAAAGAAGGAAAAAUCUCUCUGUUUCUCUUGCUCUGUUUUCAAGUUAAUGGAGAAGCACGAGUGCAAAUUGUGCUUCAAAAGUUUCUCUAACGGUAGAGCUUUGGGCGGUCACAUGAGGUCUCAUUUGUUGAAGCUUCCAGUUCCUCCAAAACUAGAAGAUCAAUUCCCACAUAUUGAAGUUAGUGAAGACACUGAAUCAAUUUCAUCUUCAGAGGAAGAAGCAGAAGAAGGACAAGGUGUAGAAGAAGAGGAGGAGGAGGAGGAGGAAGACGAGGAAGAAGAGAAGGGUAUUUUUUAUGGGCUCAGAGAGAACCCCAAAAGAAGUAUUAGAUUGGUUGAUCCUGAGUUCUGUUUUGCUGCGGCUGAUGCUGGUUCUGUUGUUCUUCAAGAUAGAGAAAGUGAGACCGAGUCAUCAAAGAACCCAACAAGAAGACGAUCCAAGAGAACUAAGAGAUUGUUAGAGAAUCAUCACCAUCAAUAUCAUCAGCAAAGACCAAGGCAAGAGCAAGAGAACAACAACAUAGUAAAGAAGCUUGAACUCAAGAAAAUGGGUACUGUUAAGGCAGCAGCUGAGUCAUCAUCGGGUCAAGAACCUGAACCGGUGAGUUCAAUUUCUGACACUACAACAGAAGAAGAUGUCGCUUUCUGUCUUAUGAUGCUUUCAAGAGACAGAUGGAAGAGAAAAGAACAAGAGAAUCAAGAAGAAGAUCGGGAACUUGAAGAGGAAGUAGAAACUGAAACAGAUGAUUCUGGUGAGUUCAAAUCUUGCAAGACAAAAGUAAGAGGGAAGUACAAAUGUGAAACAUGCAACAAAGUGUUUAAAUCUUAUCAAGCUUUAGGUGGGCAUAGAGCAAGUCACAAGAAACUCAAAGUUUAUACACCAAGUAAAGAACCAAACUUGGAGCCAACAGAAAAUGCAGGUGCUUCAACUUCUCUGCCAGAGAAGAAAAUCCAUGGAUGUCCAUUUUGUUUUAGAGUAUUUUCAUCUGGGCAAGCUCUUGGUGGCCACAAAAGAUCUCAUGUAAUUGGUGUAGCAGCUUCUUCAAGUACUCCUGCAAGAAGUUCCACAAAGUUUGGAGACAAUAACUUGGGUUUGAUAGAUCUUAAUCUUCCUGCUCCAGUUGAUGAUGAUGAUAUUAGCCAAGCUGAUAAGCUCUCUGCUGUGUCUGAUGCAGAAUUUGUUAGCUACAUCAAACGAUCUGCUAAGCUAUAAGCUAUUCCAGAGAGGGUGGGACUAAAGAGGGAGAUAGCACUUAGUUAAUGACUUGAAUAGCCUUGAAGCUGCAUCUGAUUUACAUUUAAUAACUCUCCUAAUGUUGGUCCUUCGAAAUCUGAAAAGCUGAUUGAGAAAGAAAAAAAAGUUAAAAAAUCCCUCUGUUUUUUUUUUUCUUUCCUUACGCAAGGAAUAAAUAACUUGUUUAGGGUCGGCCUGGCCACAGUGUCGAGCUGGCUCCCGAAUAUGGAAACUUAAAUCUCAUUCAUUGAAUUUGUAAUAAAUGAAAAAUUAAGUAUAAUAUUUAUU
This is a messenger RNA of Populus euphratica (Euphrates poplar), 1646 nucleotides long. RefSeq names its product zinc finger protein ZAT9-like. The coding region runs from base 171 to 1337 and encodes 388 amino acids. The record is from RefSeq and is a predicted model, not a curated record. NCBI's taxonomy places the organism in Eukaryota, Viridiplantae, Streptophyta, Magnoliopsida, Malpighiales, Salicaceae. Gene Ontology annotation, biological process: regulation of DNA-templated transcription. The transcript has 2 exons.